AUGCCCGAGUCCCGCUCCAAACACCCUUUGGUCUGGAUCGACUGCGAAAUGACCGGCCUCGACACCACAAAAGACACCAUAAUGUCCCUGUGCUGUUUCGUCACCGACGCACAGCUAAAUCUCCUCGAUCCCAACGGCUACGAAGCAAUCAUCCACCACUCCCAGGAUCAACUAGAUGCGAUGGGCGAAUGGUGCACAAACCAACACGCAAAAACCGGGUUAACAGCCGCUUGCCUAGCCUCCACAACAACAGCAGAACAAGCAGCAGAAGAGCUGUUAAACUAUGUGCAACAAUACUGUCCAGAUCGCAAAAAGGCAUUGUUGGCUGGCAAUACUGUACAUGCCGAUAGAGCAUUCUUGGUGCUGCAACCAUACACACCAGUGAUUAAAUGGCUACACCACCGUAUCCUCGACGUCUCGGCGAUAAAAGAGGCAGCAAAAAGAUGGGCGCCAUUGCCUGUGCUCAAACACUCGCCCCAAAAGGCUGGGAAACACGAGGCUAGAGCAGAUAUCCUGGAGAGUAUCGAGGAAGCGAGGUAUUACCAGAGAGUGUUUUUCCAGAAUGGUGCUGAGCCAGAGGAGAAGACGGGCAAGGAAAUGGAAGAGGUGGAUGGUGAUGCUCAAGGCGCGAUAAUUGGCGAUAAGGAGGUCAAGCCCAAGGAGAUCACAAGAGAGGUCGGCGCGCAAGAGGCUCAGACAACGGUGCAGAGUCUCGAAGCGGAAGGUUUCGGUGCUACCUCUGGCAAGCAAGAUCCUGACAGAAAUGGUGGCAAUCGCGACCUGGCUUCUUAG
Aureobasidium vineae is the source of this 792-nucleotide messenger RNA. NCBI's taxonomy places the organism in Eukaryota, Fungi, Ascomycota, Dothideomycetes, Dothideales, Saccotheciaceae. The record is from the annotation of a GenBank genome assembly.